AUGGCAAGCAAUUGUUUGAGCAUCUUGGUUGUAUUUUCUUGGUUGUUGGUGUUGUUGGUGCACAGCCAUGUGGAGUCAACUGCCACCACCUUCACAUUCUCUAAAGAAGGACAAUUAUUGGUUUCGAAUAGAGAAGAAAUUCGUAAACUAAAGGAUAACAAUAUUGUUGCAAGAUUUGAAUGUGGAGAGGCAUGUAAAAUAUCAGAGUUGGUGGAUGGAAGCGGGGAGAAUCAACAUGUGCUUUAUCUUCACAACAAGACACAAAUUCGUUCGCUUAGUUUAUUUGGAGAUUCGUCAAUUCUUGUAGAGGAAAGUGUAGAAACAAUUCAGAGUUUUUUUAUGACUGAAUAUGAUGAAAUUAUUUACUCGACUGGAAAUCACAUCAAGAAACGUUUACUUUCAGGAUACAAAGUCAUUCUCGCUGGAAGCAAAUAUGAAUGUCAGGACGAAACUAAUGAUGACGAAUGUAUUCGACCUGGACAUGUGGCUCAAGACGCAAUGAGUGAAACCAUUUAUUUCUACGAUUACAGAACAAAUUUGAUUAGAAAGAUUGAAGAUGGUACUAUUCGUGAUGUGAAAGGAACUUUUGGUUAUUUUACAUUUGACAUCAAACAUGGAAUAAUUUAUUGUUCUGAUGGAACUUUUAUUAAGAGAAUUCAACCAGAUUUGACUUUUGAUAUUAUUGGUGGGAGAUUGAACAAGUAUCACGAUGAAUCGCCAGACGAAACUCUUGCUAAACAUGCCUUCCUAGAUGUUAUGAAGUUGAGAGUUUCUCCAGUUUGGGGCGAAGAAGAAAUUUUCUACAUUUCACGAACUGGUUCUCUUCGUAUGGUCGAUUCGAAUAACAAAUUGAAAACUAUCAUGGACGAUUCAGACGAAAUACAACAUUCCAAACCAAGUACCACUCACAAACGAGAACUCUUCAAACUCUACGAAGAAAUCAUUGACAAUAAUUCCACAAACAAUAACUCAACCAACUCAACUAUGGACAUUGAUUAUUAUCCUAAUGUGAACAUUACUGGAAUUAUUUCACCAGAUGGAAGUGGUAUUAAGUUUAUUGCCUAUUAUGGAAGAUCAGAUGUGUACACUCAUCAGUUAUUCUUUUCUGAUGAUUCUGGUUAUGAUUUGACAGGUUGUAUGAAUUAUCAUGAAGAGAAAUCUAUCAAAUUGACACUUUUAGAAAAGAAUGACACUGAGCUGACACAAUCGUAUACAUCUAAUUAUAUUCCUUUGAGUACACUGUUGGAAAGUUCGUCAGUGAGAAAGACAACCUUUGGAAAUUAUUGGAAACUUGACAUUUCGCUGUCAGCUCAAUAUGUUGAUCAAGAUGGUCAUUUUCAUGGUGAUUUGUGUUAUAACUAUAUAUACAAUGCGACUGUGAGUGUUAACUUGUGGAUGAUCACUCAAAGUAUUUCACAAUCUUUGACUGUUGACAAUCAAAACUUUGAUUUCUCAGUCUAUCCAAAUAAUUUCCAAGUUUCAUUCGAUUCCAAUCUAAAAGUCAAUGUUGAUUUAUAUCUGGAGAGCCAUUUUGAGAUUAGCAGUUUAAUUUACACAAAUUCCACAAGUUCUAUUGUGCAGAGUUUCUCUGUGAAUUCUUUCGAACAUUUUUUUGAUAGAAACUUUUACAAUUAUUCGAAAUAUUCACUUGAAGGAAGUUUUAAUAGUUAUGAUAUUGCCGGUGCUUAUCAGUUUAAGCUUUCUUUCUAUGAUUACAAUUCAGAAUCAUUAGAAACUUCAUUCCAGUUUAGUUUGAGUAUGUUACUGAGCGAUGAUGUUCCUCAAACUAUCUCUAAUCAAUGUACACAUGGUGGAUUGGCCUUGACAUCUACCAAAUGUUUCUGUCAAGCUGGUUAUUAUGGAGACGUAUGUCAAUCCUUCAAUUGUUAUGGAAAUUCCUCAGUGUCAGAUGUUGUUUGUUCUGGGCAUGGUCAAUGUUCAGCUCCUGAUGUUUGUUCUUGUAUUCCUAUUUACGGAGGUUCAGUUUGUCAAAAUAUUUUAAUCUACCAUGUUUCAGCAGCCUUAUCAUCUACCUUAAUUGUCAAGGGUGAUUCACAAGUUGUGACAGCUACUGUCACUGCCACAGAAUAUCCAAUUCAAAACUUAAUGUUUACAUUAAUAUGUUUGAAUUGUGAGUUGGUAACUACAUUCCAAAGUACUGAUUCCUUCUCAUUGGACUUUUCAAAUGUCAAUACUGGUAGCUAUUAUUUUACACUUUAUGGUACAACAAUUGACACUUCCAUCAAAUCUCAAUUGUUUGACUUUGUAGUACAGGUUACCUCCCAAACAUUCAGAGCAGUUCAAUCUCUAGAAUCCUAUGGAAUACCAACUUAUUACCUACACACCUCCAAACAAGUUCAAUUAUCAGCAAUUAUUUCCAAUAUUACAUUAUCUGAUUAUUCUCAAGUUUCAGAUUUCAAUUGUCUCUAUCAAGAUUGUUCAUUCAGUUAUAGUUACUCAAUCAAAUUGAGAAGUUUAUCAAGCACUCAAUUAUUGAAAUCUUCAAAUGGAAUGUUGAACGGAAAUGGAAAUCAAUUUGGAAUUUUAUUGUCACCUCCAUUGUCACUGAGCACUGUUGUGAGUUUAGAGUCAUUGGAUAUUACAAAAAUUACGGUUGAUUUGAAUUUCAGAAAUGGUUUACAAAAUUUCUUUACAUUUAUUGAGAUUCCUGUUUUGAGUUUACCUAAAAUACCAGAUGUCAUCACUAUUGAACCAUCUACAGGUGUUGCUAUUGCCACAAGAUUCAAUAUUUCAUCAAGUGGUUGGAUUGCUGAUUUCCAAUUACAACCACUUUCGUUUGCUUAUGGUUUCUUCCAUCCUACUUUACAAAAAUCUAUUAGAAUUACACAAUUCACGACGGUUAGUGAUAUAACCUUUCCGCUUCCAUUCGUAACCAACGAUUCUCUUCCAAUUAUUGCAUUUGUCCAAGAUGUUAAUGGAAAUCUUCAAGAAUACUCAAUUGGAAGUGUCAUUGUAACUUCUUAUCCUAAUUCGACUGCAGAUUUAAUGAAUUCAACAUGUUACGAGUUGAAGAAUGUUCUCUUGUAUGAUCAGUCAAUUGAGAUUACUCCAGAAGUUAUUUUACAAAAAGUCAUUGCUAUUGAGAUUAGUCAAGAAAAUGCCGAAACUGCUCUUUCAGCUUUGAAUGUUCUAACUAAGGAAACUGAGAAGGUUACCACUGAGAUUGUAACAGAAGUCACCAAGAAAGUUGAUACUUACAUGGAAAACGUUGUUGACACUUACACAGUUGAGCUGAAUACUUAUGGUUAUGUUAAAUCAAAGGUUUCUACCGAAGUCUUGACAAGUACUUUGCAAGUUUUGUCGAAUAUCAUUAGUACAGACAAUACCUCAACUAACACUUCAACAACUGAUUCAAGUUCUUCACCUUCCACGCCAGCUGUCACUGUUCAAGAAACUGUCGAGCAAACAUUGACAACUUUUAAUACUCUAGUUAUGAAAGGACAAGUUCCAACUGUAUUAAGCUCCACUGGAUCAACAUCUUCUGAUGAUUCGAAUAAGAAUAACACGAGUACCUCCGCAACUACUACUGAAACUCAAGUUACCAUUCCAAGUGAAACAUAUUCAAGUCCAGCAAUUGUCACAACUGUUGCUACGAUUGUGUUACAGACCACUACAGCUCCAUCCAAUUCUUCUCAGACAUCUGCCAGUCAGACUAAUCCAGAUUCCACACCUGUCAGUACUCCAGUUGUGAAAAAUAUUUUGGAAAGUGGAUUUAACAGUAGUGUUGUACUGAAUAUUGCAAGUAUUGCCAAGUCAACUGGAGGUACAAAUGCUGUCAUUGGAUUGUCAUCUGUCACCUAUGCCAAGAAUGUAGAUGCUAAUGGAAACAAGACAGCAUCCUCAAUUAUUGAUUUUAAAUAUUAUCAAAACUAUAAUUUGACAAAACUUUCUGAUUUAGCAGAUCCUAUCGUUCUUAAUUUGGCAAUUUCCAAAGAAGAAUUUACCAAGUUUACUAACGAAACUGAAAUUGUUUGUAAAUUUUGGGACGAAACCUGUAAAAAUUGGAAGACUAAGGGAAUGUUAUUCAUUGGAUUGACUGCUAAUCAAGUCAACUGUAGCUCCAAUCACACAACAAAAUUUUCCACAUUUAUCGAAUACAAACAAACUAAUGUUACAGGAACUAAUGACAAAUCAAGUCCAACCAUUGCACAAGCUGUGGAAAUCUCCAAACUGUACUAUGCUGAGAUUGCAUUUGGUGUGGUGUUUACAUUACUUUCUGGUUUCGUAUUGGUCAUGUUGAUUAUUUUCAGAAAUAAGCAACCAGUUUCGUCCAGAUUAAUUACACCUUAUUUGGGAAUGAUUGCUUUACUGACAGAAAGUAUUUUGAUUUCCAUAGUUCAGAGAUCUGUCCUAAUUGACUAUUUAUUCCAAACAAAUACCAAUAUUUGGGAAGAAGAACAAAAUUCUGCGAAUAUUGUUGGUAACGUUACAAUGAUCAUUGUAAACACUUUGAAUUUGACAGCAAUUCUUUCCUAUGUGAUUCAAGUUGUGAGAUUUGAAUUACUCAAACUUUUAUAUGGAAAAAUCUCAACACACAAACCGAAAGGUUCAGUAAGAUUCAGAUUUUUGAAGGUUUUGACAUCUGCUCGUGUAUUCAUGUCAAUAAUCAUUUCAUUUGCAAUUUUGAAUAUUUUGUAUUGGACUUUGUGGGUAAUUUUAGUGAGAACCAAUGUCAUUCCUGCACAAACCUAUACAUAUAUUGUGUCCAUUUCAUACACUGUCAUUAUCUUCCUUUUUAGUAUCAUUAUUUCACUUGUGGCAAUUAUUGACAUUUCAGUUUCUUAUUAUAGAAAGAGAAGUAGAGGAGGUUUCAGAAAUUUGGAAUCGAUGGGAUCAACCGAUUUGAAUUCAUUAAGAAAGAAGACCACAAUUAGAAUUUCGAAUAUUAAGGGAAAGGUCAGCAGAGCUGGAGUUCAAGUUUUCUCAUUAGAUUCUCCACUAUUCUUUAGAACUGAAAUGGCUAUUUAUUUGGUUUACUUUGCCUUGCUAAUUGUUCAACAAUCUCUUGGGUUGACCAGUAAUGAAUAUAGAUUUAAGGGAACUACUGUUUAUGAUACAGCACUCAAAUAUGAUGUUGCUGUAUUUAUUAUGGAAGUUUUGUAUCAAUUCUGUUAUGUUUUGGUAUUUGGUGGUUUCUCCUUACUCAUCCUUCUCAAAUUAUACAUUCAAAAGAAGGUCAACUUGGACAAGAUUGGAAAUAUUUCCAAGUUGUCAAUAUUCUUGCAAGAUCAAGAUGCACGUCAAGUAUUUGAAAAAUUCUGUCAAUCAGAAUUCUCAACUGAAAAUAUUUAUCUCUAUGACUAUCUAUUGAAUAAUGAACUAUUCACAAGUGGAAGAUAUUUGGAUGGAAUUUCAGACUUUUUGAAAAAUAUUCAUGAUUUAUUCAUGGUUUCGAAUGCUGUUUGUGAAGUGAAUGUGCCAUCAACGACCAGAAAGAAAUUCAUACUCUUGUACAAGCAAGUGAAUGUUGAAAAUAAGGAUUUGGAAAUGAUGGAUUCGUCUGAGGGAGGAUUGAGAAAGCAAAUUGCUGAUUGUUUCAAUGAUUUGCAAGCACAGAUUGAAUUGAAUAUGGAAGAUACAUUCUCAAGAUUUAUAACUUCCCAAUUAUAUGAUGACUUUUUGAAACAGAAGGAUUUAAAGGUUAACUUUGCAAAACAAAUGAGAGUUGACUUGGAAUAA
Molecule: messenger RNA, 5700 nt
Organism: Naegleria gruberi
Lineage: Eukaryota; Heterolobosea; Eutetramitea; Acrasida; Naegleriidae
Exons: 2
Coding region: 1-5700 (1899 amino acids)
Source: RefSeq, a predicted model, not a curated record